UUGAGAUUGACCCUUCCCCAGAACAUGUUUCUGCCGCAACACCUGACUCACCAACUCAACUCGCACAAAAUCAACUCUUGAAGCAUAGCGCCACAGUAGACCUCGCUGCAUUCGCUUCUCCGGACCCAAGCCGCACCAUCAUUGGACAGUCACUUACCUUUCUGCCGCGCAGCCUAGCACUCAGCUGCACCCCAGAGUUUUCAUUCAAGCCAUGCCAGGCCGCUUGCUGCAGUCUCUUGCAAGGGUAGCGCCGUCGCCGUUGCCCAAGCUCGACCAGCACAAGCCCACUCCUCCCCAGCCAUUGUUCCCUCCAUGCUACUCGUACGCACCACCAGUCGAGGAGAGGAACAAGUCGCAGGAAAACCUCAUCAUGGCUCGCCUUCCCUUCGUGCGUCACCACAGCCACGAUGGCAACAAGAAGAGCACCCCAAAGGGUACGCCUAAGGGCACUCCAAAGACCAGCCCAAAGCUGGAGCCACAUGUGGCUGCAUCCAUGAACAUGAGCGUGGAGUCGCCACCAGUGGUGUUUUACAACACCCCACAGACGUCAGCGGGCGCCAUUUUCACUGGCCAGCUCCUGCUCAACGUGCAUGAGCCCCACAUCACCGUGGACAAGUUCGAGAUGAAGCUCCUCGCGAUCGUCACAACUAAGAAACCAGUCGCUCAGCAUUGCGGCGACUGCUCCAACCAGUCUACCGAGAUUCACGCAUGGGACUUCUUGACACACCCCACUUCUCUGCGCAGUGGCCAACACAGCUACCCCUUCAGCCACCUCCUCCCUGGUCACCUGCCAGCUACCACCCAUGGUAGUCUCGCGACCCUCGAUUACUACCUGUCUGCAUUAGCGACCACUUCAGGGGGUGACAAGAUCACCUACAGGCGUGCUGUCGACGUUAGGCGUGCCAUUUUCCCCGGAAACGAGAAGCACUCCAUUCGCAUCUUCCCACCGACAAACCUGACUGCUUCGGUUACGCUGCCCCCGGUCAUUCACCCGAUUGGUGACUUCCCUAUCGCUAUGCGCCUAUCAGGCAUCGUCCAGAACAAGGCUGAUUCGCAGACCCGCUGGAGGCUCAGGAAGCUUAACUGGCGCAUUGAGGAAACCCAGAAGUUCAUUGCCCCGGCCUGCUCGAAGCACGUCGCUAAAGUCGGAGGCGAGGGUAAGGGCGUCCUUCACGAAGAUGUCCGUGCUAUUGCAACUGAGGAAGUCAAGACUGGCUGGAAGACAGACUUUGAGCGCGGCGAGAUUGACGUCGAGUUCAAUGCUGCUUGCAAUGUUUCUCUGAAGCCGCUCUGCGACAUGGAUAGCCAGAGCGGCAUGAGCGUCAAGCACAACCUCGUCAUCGAGAUGGUUGUCGCUGAAGAGUGGGCUCCGCUUAAGAAGCUCAGCCAGGCCACCCCCACUGGUGCUGCUCGCGUGCUCCGUACCCAGUUCCACCUUGUUCUUACUGAGCGUUCGGGCAUGGGUAUCGCUUGGGACGAGGAGCAGCCACCCGUCUACGAGGAUGUUCCCGCUAGCCCACCCACUUACAUGGACGACGUUGAGAUUCAGUUCCCCGCAUCUGACAGCGCUACCACUUCUCGCUCGGCAUCCUUCAGUCUCGAGAGCUGAAUAGCAAACCCUGCAUCGUUUUGACAUUAGUACCGUCGAUUUCGGCGAUAUCAAAACGCUUUACGAGUCUCCUUCUCACGUCGAUUGGCUAUUCAGUUUUGAGUUUCUGGUGGACUGUGCAGGAUAUACCCAUUUGCGUGCCCACGUGGGCUUUUACACUACUCUUGUUUACGCAGACAGCGAGGCGUUCUGGGAAGUGGUUGAGUUGAGCCUACACGAGCUCCUCUGUAUGGUUUACCACAGGCGUUCUACAUUUUUACAAAAGUUUGUCGAACAAUACACUACAUAGUAAUGCACAACAGCAGAGCUGCAAAUCCAUCCUCACAAUGCCUGCUUCACAUGCCACUCGUGUAUUCUUUA
Molecule: messenger RNA, 1969 nt
Organism: Didymella exigua CBS 183.55
Lineage: Eukaryota; Fungi; Ascomycota; Dothideomycetes; Pleosporales; Didymellaceae
Exons: 1
Coding region: 212-1609 (465 amino acids)
Biological process (GO): ubiquitin-dependent endocytosis
Cellular component (GO): cytoplasm; cytosol; plasma membrane
Molecular function (GO): ubiquitin protein ligase binding; protein-macromolecule adaptor activity
Source: RefSeq, a predicted model, not a curated record